CCCUAGGCGUCCCGCCGGCAGAAACGCGGGAACUGUCGGGCCCUGGGGUAGGGUCGCCCGCUGGCGGAGUCUCGGUGAUUGCUAGAGUCAGCCCUGCCUUCUGCUUUCCAAGGAGCCUUUCCCCCUAGGGCGGGGCGAUGCCGGGGAACCGGCUGCCGAGGGUCCGCUCAGGGAACGAGCCUCAUCCCGCGCCCUCCAUGGAGCCGGCGGGUCGCGGGGCCUGGGCCCACAGCCGCGCCGCGCUCGCCCGGCUGGAGAAGCUGCUGCGCUGCUCGCGUUGCACUGAUAUUCUGAGGGAGCCUGUGUGUUUAGGAGGAUGUGAGCACAUCUUCUGUAGUAAUUGUAUAAGUGACUGCUUUGGAACCGGAUGUCCAGUGUGUUACACCCCCGCUUGGAUACAAGAUGUGAAGAUAAACAGACAGUUGGACAGCAUGAUCCAGCUUUGUAGUAAGCUUCGAAACUUGCUGCAUGACGCUGAUUCUUCAGAUUUGAAAGAAGAAACAUCUAGAAAAAGUUUAUUUAGUGAUGCAGAGUAUAAGAAGAAUUCAAUAAAAAUGUGGUUUAGUCCUCGAAGUAAGAAGGUCAGGUAUGUUGUGAGUAAAGUUUCGGUGCAAACCCAGCCUCCUAUGAUAAAUGAUGAAAAUGCCCAGCAGGCCUCCCUGUAUGAGUUUGUCUCUACAAGCCCUCCAGUGGAUGUUUCUGAGAGGGCUAAGAAGGCUUCCACAAGAUGUAGAAAAAAACAGAAAAAGAAGACUUUAGCUGAAAUCAACCAGAAAUGGAAUUUAGAGGCAGAAAAAGAAGAUGGUAAACUGGACUCCAAAGAGGAGUUUAAGGAAAAACUGGUGUCCUUCUGUAGCCAGCCAUCUGUUAUUGCUAGUCCGCAGAUGAAUGGCGAAAUAGACUUACUAGCCAGCGGCUCUGUAACAGAAUCUGAAUGUUUGGGAAGCUUCACCGAAGUCUCUUUACCGCUGGCUGAGCAUAUAGAGUCUCCAGAAAUGGAGAGCAAGAAUGAAGCAGUGACUCCUGAGAAGACUCUCUGUGAAAAUGUCUUAGAUGAAUCUAAGAAAUCCUUGCCAUCACGUCGUAAUGGGAACCGUGGGUGCCGCAGCCGACUUACCAGUCCCGUUUCUAAAAGAUGUAGGAACAGCAUUCCGAGCACCAGCGGAAAUUCUGUUAAGCAAACAGUGCUCUCCGAAAAUGUGCCAUCGCCUGGAUGUUCUUCACCACCUUCAAACAAGCUUAAACGUGGUGCCACAUUAAGGAGGAAAACCAGUAAUAUAUUAGAUGAAUCCAUUAGCCUUUCACCAGGUACGCCCCCUUCUACACUGAAUAGUCCAAGUUACAGACGAAUGAUGUCCAGCCCCUCAGCAGUGAAGCUGUCACCCAGUAGCCUUACGGCUGUGAAAAGAAAUCAUCGCGGGGAGACUUUGCUCCAUAUCGCCUCAAUUAAGGGCGACGUACCUUCUGUUGAAUACCUCUUAGGGAAUGGAAGCGACCCGAAUGUUAAAGACCACGCUGGAUGGACGCCAUUGCACGAAGCCUGCAAUCAUGGGCACCUGAAGGUAGUGGAGUUGUUGCUCCAGCACAAGGCUUUGGUGAACACCACCGGGUAUCAGAACGACUCGCCCCUUCAUGAUGCAGUGAAGAAUGGGCACAUGGAUAUAGUCAAGCUGUUACUUUCCUACGGAGCCUCCAGGAAUGCUGUUAACAUAUUUGGUCUGCGGCCUGUGGAUUAUACAGACAGUGAAAAUAUGAAAUCACUAUUGCUGCUGCCAGAGAAAGAUGAAUCAUCAUCAACCAGCCAUUGCUCAGCAGGAAACACUGGUCAGCGCAGGGAUGGACCUCUUGUACUUAUAGGCAGUGGGCUCUCUUCAGAACAACAGAAAAUGCUCAGUGAGCUUGCAGCAAUGCUUAAGGCUAAAAAGUGUGCUGAGUUUGACAGUGCAGUAACGCAUGUCGUUGUUCCUGGUGAUACAGUUCAAAGCACCCUGAAAUGUAUGCUUGGGAUUCUCAGUGGAUGCUGGAUUCUAAAAUUUGAAUGGGUGAAAGCUUGUCUACAGAGAAAAAAAUGUGAGCAGGAAGAAAAGUAUGAAAUUCCUGAAGGGCCAAGGAGAAGCAGGCUCAACAGAGAACAGCUGUUGCCAAAGCUGUUUGAUGGAUGCUACUUCUAUUUUGGGGGAACCUUCAAACACCAUCCAAAGGACAACCUUAUUAAGCUUGUCACUGCAGCUGGGGGCCAGAUCCUCAGUAGAAAGCCCAAGCCAGACAGUGAUGUGACUCAAACCAUCAAUACAGUCGCAUACCAUGCCAAACCUGAUUCUGAUCAGCGCUUCUGCACGCAGUAUAUCAUCUAUGAGGAUUUGUCUAAUCAUCGCCCAGAGAGAGUUCGGCAGGGCAAAGUCUGGAUGGCUCCUUCCAGCUGGUUUAUAGAUUGUGUGAUGUCCUUUGAGCUGCUCCCUCUUGACAGCUGAAUGCUACACCAGAUGAACAUUUUAAACUGAACCCACAGAGUGUGAGAACCCAGUGAUUGCAUUGUUUUGAUCACUCACAUUUUUACAAAUAGGUAGACUCAUUCAUGUACUCUUUUCCCUUGAAUUAAAAAAACAAAAACAAAAACUGUAUGCCAGAUUAGGAAUUCAUACUCUCUUUACCAUUUAGAUGCUGAGAUUGCUUUAAAGGAUUUUUCAUUUUAAAACUGGCAUGUAUUUAUCAUGUCUUUCUAUUCAUGUAAUCAGCUAUCAAAGAUAAAUGAGAGGGUAUCAGAACUGUUGGUUAAAUAUAAAAGUGGUAUCAUUAUGUCUCAACCUUUUAAUGUUCUUUGAUGAAAAAAAUCCACACCCAUGACCAGCAAAAAUACUACCUUCCUUUAGUUAGCAAAAACUAUUGUCAAGUAAUUUAUUCAGGCUUUAUUAUAAUGAAAAAACAUUACUUAGUCUAAAUGUGCCUCCAUAGGUGUUUAAUUUUUCUCCCGUCUAGAGUUGUGUUUAUUUAGCUACUUAUAAUUACUUGGAUGUCUGUUCCUACAUUUUUAUCCUAUUAAAAAAAAAAAUCUUGUCUGUUAA
Molecule: messenger RNA, 3062 nt
Organism: Phacochoerus africanus (Common warthog)
Lineage: Eukaryota; Metazoa; Chordata; Mammalia; Artiodactyla; Suidae
Gene: BARD1
Product: BRCA1 associated RING domain 1
Exons: 11
Coding region: 138-2471 (777 amino acids)
Molecular function (GO): protein binding
Source: RefSeq, a predicted model, not a curated record